Neoarius graeffei (lesser salmon catfish) is the source of this 1553-nucleotide messenger RNA. RefSeq names its product transmembrane protein 33 (gene tmem33). The transcript has 9 exons. Gene Ontology annotation, biological process: membrane organization; endoplasmic reticulum tubular network organization. The record is from RefSeq and is a predicted model, not a curated record. Gene Ontology annotation, cellular component: endoplasmic reticulum; membrane. Bases 215 to 970 code for a protein of 251 amino acids. Lineage: Eukaryota; Metazoa; Chordata; Actinopteri; Siluriformes; Ariidae.
ACCUGUCGCGUUUCCUGUAAAUCAGUUUGAGACGCAGCUAUUAGCAACCACUGGAUUGGAUUUUUAUUCACCUCAGAGACGAUUAAGAAGACAAUAUAGCAACGCUGCCGCUUUUCUAGAUGUUUCCAUCACUGAGCGCCUGAGACGCCAUGGCGUUAAGACUGGUUUAACAGAAUGAGAUAGAGAGAGGUUUUUUUUUUCUUUUUCAAGAAAGAUGGCCGACACAGAGCAGCGAGAUCCUCCUCCUCCUCCUCCACAGAUUGGACCUGCGCAAUUCCUGUUGAGUAACAAACUGGAGUCGGCCAUGUGGCUCUCGCGGCUCUUCACGGUCUACUGCUCCAUCAUGUUCAUCCUUCCUCUGCUUGGACCAGUGGCAGCGGCUAACUUCUACCAGCGAGCUCUGUUGGCCAACGCUUUGACCAGCGCUCUGCGUCUGCACCAGAGGCUUCCUCACUUCCAGCUGAGCCGAGCCUUCCUGUCGCAGGCGUUACAGGAGGACAGCUGCCAUUACCUCCUCUACUCGCUCAUCCUGGUCAACUCCUACCCCAUCACCAUGAGCAUUUUCCCCGUGUUCCUCUUCUCACUUCUUCAUGCUACCACAUACACUAAGAAAGUUCUUGAUACGAUGGGACCGGGCAGUCUACAGUUCGUCCGGAACUUCCUGAACAAGCUCACAGCCAAUCAGCAGAACAUUCUGAAGUUCAUCGCCUGUAAUGAGAUCUUUCUGAUGCCAGCUACUGUCUUCAUGCUCCUCAGCGGACAGGGCAGCCUGCUGCAACCCUUUAUUUAUUACCGCUUCCUGACUUUGCGUUAUGCCUCCAGACGAAACCCUUACUGUCGGACCCUGUUCACAGAGUUGCGGAUUCUCCUGGAGCACUUUGUGAUGAAGCCUGCCUGCCCCGCCUUCUUCAGGAGAAUGUGCCUCAAUAGCAUCGCCUUCAUCAGCCGUCUGGCCCCUACAGGAGUCUAAAUGCACUGUAUCAACACAUACUUGAGCUCCAACAAAGUGACUAGCUGUGAGAGUGAGUUCCUCCAAUGUAGAUUUCUAAGGAGGCAGUUCCUGUUCUUUGCAUGGAGAGCAUUUUUCUAUUUUGGAGAAACCCCACCAGUCUGAGAGGCAGAGCAGCAAAUGUUAUAUACUUCCCAGUGUAUUAUAAAAUCGCCUCAGCUCUUUGGUCAGUGCUGCUGAAAGUUUAUUUAUAAAAUUACUAAGGAUGGAUGCUUUUCAUACAGGAGUGGAUGAAACAACUAUUUAAGCUUAGAGUAAAUAAUUACUAGGUUUAUGUAGUUAAUUAGCCCUUCAUAUGUAGGGAAGAGUUUCUGUUGAAUUUUCAUGGUCUGAUUUGUUCAAUUUUAUGACUGUAGUUAAAGCAGGUUCUUGAAAUCAAAACAAUCUGGUGGUUAGUUCUUUUUAAAGAUUUGUGAGUAGGAAAGGAAAACCCUGAUUAGAUUAACUCAUUUAUUGAACACAAUUGUAAUGUGCUGCCUUGAAUGUGAUUUGUUCAAAGUUAUAUUAAAGGCAUUCUGGUUUUAAUUCUCAUUAAAAUCCAGUA